AUGAUCAAAUUGGCUCAAGGGGCGCGGCAUAUAGACAGUCAAGUUGGGUCGGGUGAUUUAGAAGUACUGGUGCUAAAGAAUUCCGAUGGGCCCGAUUGUGAUAAGGACCAAGGACCUGGGAAGGGUCAAUCAAACUACUCAGGAGGUGCAUUUUACAUGCCAAGGUUUCCCUCUGCAAACUCAAACUCCAGGCUUUCGCCACUUCCUCAUGAACUUGCUGAUUACGACCAUGGGGCAACAUCUGACAUUUCUCUUGAUAGUGCCAAUGAUUUGAAGAAGAAAGAGAACGAACUUCAAUCUAAGGAGGUUGAACUGAAAAAGAGGGAACAUGAACUCAAAAGGAGGGAGGAUGCAAUUGCACGAACUGGAAUUGUCAUUGAGGAAAAAAAUUGGCCUUCAUUUUUUCCUAUAAUUCAUCAUGACAUUGGGAAUGAUAUCCCAAUCCAUCUACAGCGGUUGCAAUAUGUUGCAUUCACUACAUUGUUGGGUCUGGUUGGAUGCCUUAUGUGGAAUAUUGUAGCAGUUACUGUCGCUUGGAUUAAGGGAGAAGGUCCAACAAUCUGGUUUCUUUCUAUCAUCUACUUCAUAUCUGGUGUUCCAGGAGCCUAUGUGUUAUGGUACAAACCUCUUUAUCGUGCAAUGAGGACUGAUAGUGCUCUCAACUUCGGAUGGUUUUUCUUGUCUUACGUGUUUCACAUCUGCUUCUGUGUCUUUGCCACUGUUGCUCCUCCAAUGAUUUUUAGAGGGAAAUCGUUGACUGGAAUCUUUCCUGCAAUUGACCUUCUUAGUGAAAAUAUUCUUGUUGGGAUAUUUUACUUUGUUGGAUUUGGGUUCUUCUGCAUUGAAUCACUGAUUAGCAUAUGGUUGAUUCAGCAAGUUUACAUGUACUUCAGAGGAAGUGGUAAAGCUGCAGAAAUGCGGAAGGAGGCAGCAAGACAAACUAUGAUGGCAGCGUUAUGA
Molecule: messenger RNA, 960 nt
Organism: Striga asiatica
Lineage: Eukaryota; Viridiplantae; Streptophyta; Magnoliopsida; Lamiales; Orobanchaceae
Source: the annotation of a GenBank genome assembly